Molecule: messenger RNA, 1895 nt
Organism: Amaranthus tricolor (Joseph's coat)
Lineage: Eukaryota; Viridiplantae; Streptophyta; Magnoliopsida; Caryophyllales; Amaranthaceae
Product: fatty acyl-CoA reductase 3-like
Exons: 10
Coding region: 134-1591 (485 amino acids)
Biological process (GO): suberin biosynthetic process; long-chain fatty-acyl-CoA metabolic process
Cellular component (GO): intracellular membrane-bounded organelle
Molecular function (GO): alcohol-forming very long-chain fatty acyl-CoA reductase (NADP+) activity
Source: RefSeq, a predicted model, not a curated record
AAUAACAUGUAUAAAUACAUGUUGAUGCAUGCUAAGUUUCAUCAUCAAAUUCACUUGAAAUUAAAUCAAUUAUUCAUUCAUAUCUCCUUUAAAUUUAAGUCUCACAAAUUAUUACUUGUUGAAUCUAAUAAUAAUGGAUUUUGAGAGCAUAAGUGAGUUUCUUGAAAACAAAACAAUUUUGAUUACAGGAGCCACUGGCUUCAUUGCUAAAAUUCUUGUUGAAAAGAUAUUUCGUAUUCAACCAAACGUCGAGAAAUUAUACCUUCUUAUAAGGGCUAGAGAUGCAAAAGCUGCCAAUACCCGCCUUCAAGAUGAGGUUUUGGGGAAAGAAUUGUUCAAUGUUUUAAAAGAAAAAUUGGGAUCAGAUUUUGAUUCUUUAAUGUCAGAAAAAAUAAGAGCAAUUGCUGGAGAUACUUCAUAUGACAACUUGGGAAUUACUGAUCACCACAUUAAUCAACAUAUUGAUAUUGUUAUUAAUGUUGCCGCUACUACUAAAUUCUGGGAAAGAUAUGACGUGGCAUUGGGAGUAAAUACGUAUGGACCUAAGAAUAUUGUCAACUUUGCUAAGAAAUGUCCUAACAUACAAUUGCUCAUCCAUGUUUCCACUGCAUAUGUAUGUGGAGAGAAGGAAGGACUAAUAUCUGAAAAGCCAUAUGAAAUGGGUGAGACUUUGAAUGGAGUGUCUGGUUUGGAUAUUGAUUUUGAGAAGAAGUUUGCUCAACAAAGUUUAAGUAACCUCAAAACUCAACAACUUUCUGAAAAAGAAAUUAGACAAAGGAUGAAGGAUUUGGGAAUGGAAAGGGCAAGGAAGUAUGGAUGGCCAAAUACAUAUGUGUUUACUAAAGCAAUGGGAGAGAUGCUUGUAGGGCAACUUAGAGGCAAUUUACCGGUUGUUAUAUUAAGACCUACUAUUGUUUGUAGCACUUUGAAUGAACCUUUUCCUGGUUGGGUUGAAGGUUGCAGGACUAUUGAUAGUGUUGCUGUUAUUUAUGGAAAAGGGAGUCUUAAUUUAUUUGCAGCUGAUAAAAAUUCAGUCUUUGACUUGAUACCAGCUGAUAUGUUCGUAAAUUCAAUUAUUGUGUCUAUGAAGGCACAUGUAAAUAAACCUAAUUUGAUUGUGUAUCAAAUUGGGAGCUCAUUCAGAAAUCCGAUAACAUUUAAAGAGAUGCAUGACCUACAUUACGACUACUUUGCUCAAAAUCCAUGGAGGAAUCGUGAUGGCAACAUUUUAAAAGUCAAAAAGGGUGUCGUAUUGAGUAGCAUACGUAUGUUUGAAAUCAUUCUAAUUUCGUGGCACUAUCUAGUAAAAAUGAUCAUAAUAUUUGUGUCAAGAAUGGGAUUUAGCAAGUUUCAACGAAGUUUAUAUAAUCUCGACAAAAAGCUAAAAAUAGCAACCAAAUUGGUGGAGUUAUACAAACCCUACUUAUUCUUCAAGGCCAUUUUUGAAGAUACAAAUACAGAAAAAUUAUUGAUUAAUGCUCGUGAAAAUGGUUUGGAUGAAAAUGUGUUCAAUUUCGAUCCUACAUCUAUCGACUGGAAAGACUUUUUCGUCAAUGUUCACAUUCCAGCAAUUGUCAAAUAUUUGUUUUAGUGAAAAUCAGGUUUUGUAUCAGUUUGAGCAAGUAUCGUCUUCCUCACGUAAGAUCUUAGGAUUGAUUCCCACCUAAUUCUUCUUCCCUUAAUCUAUCAUCUAUCACGUAAUCAAAAAAAAGUUCUAGUAGUAUUUCCAUGACCUUUACCGUUUUUGCGUUGAAGAAACCUAAGGGUAUAAUACUUUAUAUAUCUAUGUCGAAUGUGAUUGUAUAGCACAAAUGUGUCUCUUACAUUUUAAAAUUUGAAGUGUUUAUAUGAAUAUUUAUUCAAGGGAUUAUGCCUAUAAAAUAUUAUAUGCUUAA